UUAAAAUUAUACCUUUUUUGGCACAUCAAAUUUUCUCUAAUUUCCGAGAUCCGUUGCAGUAACAGAAUGAUAAAAUUAACUGGGAUUUUCAAAAUCUAAGAAGGGAAUAACCACAUUGAUAUAAAGAAGAGGGUAACUCCUUUUUUCCAUUGGCUGUGCCCUUAUCGGCAUACAAUUACAUAUAAGGACAUUAGGCAUAUUGCAUUCAAUUGAGAGGGAUUCAAAAAAAUUGUGAAGAAUCAAAGCAUCAAGUGAAAUUGUAGGAAUUGAAAACACACCAUGAAUAAUCAAAAACCUGUUAAUAUUUACUGGAGCUGUAAAGGCAAUAAAAAUAGUUCUCGUUAUGAACUUAUAGAAUGGGUGAACGAGAUACUCUGCACCAAUUUAGGUGAAGUAGAACAAAUGCGUAGCGGUGCUGCAUACUGCCAGUUAUUCGAAUUGCUAUUUCCAGGAAAUAUACCUUUGAAGAAAGUAAAGUUUCGAACGAAUGAUGUGUGCCAGUAUCGCCAUAAUUUUGAUUUGUUGCAAACAGGCUUUGAGAAGUUACGAAUUCCAAAACUAAUACCAGAAAAUAAGCUUGUUCUUGGGAGUUAUCAGCAUAAUUUUGAGUUUCUGCAAUGGUUUUAUAUGCUAUUUCAAAAAAAUUGCAACAACGAAACAUUACAGGAUUAUGAUCCCAUUCUGGCGAGAAACGGUUGUCCUUUAGAUCUAUGUUCUAUUGAUGAUUGUAAUCAUAGGCCACCGUUUUUGCAAAAUGAUUUGGUUGAUACAAUGUCGUAUGAAACUAUCACAUCAACGAUUGAAACCGACUUAAAUGCCACGGUUGAUGUCAAUGAAGUAAAGAGAACGCCAUCAUAUGAAACAACAUCCCCUAAUAAAGCGAAGGUGGAAUUCGAUACCAGAACAUAUUCGAUUAGUAGUGAUGAACAUAUAGACAAAUGUGUUGAAAAUGAUUGCGAACUGGUGUUUGACAGUAGUUUCGAUAGCAGAACUUAUACAAUUGCUGAUUCGGAUGCUUCAGAGUUGGAAAUAACUGAAAUCCCAGAUAUAGCCAUAAAAAAAAUCUCAUAUAGAGUUCCAGAUAUAACAAAUGGUAUUCCCCGUUCUUUUGGCAGUGAUGACAUCAUUAAAUCGCCACACGUAUUGAACACUGCUCUACCUGAUAACUUUUUGGCAUUGCCAGACGCACUAAGAACUGAAGUAUCACGUUCAGCACGGCGUGAUAUAGUAAAUCGGAAAUGUCUUCCUAAAUCGACUACCGCAACAGCUUGUGAGACAACAAAUAUAGAAGAAAUAUGUAGAGAACCAACUCUGUCAAAUAUUUUAAUACCGUAUAAGAGCUUGAAUCGAAAAAAAGCAAAAAAACUAUUCAACUGGAAAACGUUCUUAAGCGUUAUGGAUCGAUCUCUCUGCGAACAAAUUGAAGCAAUUAAGCAGAGUAUACCACAUACUAUGAAAAUUGCUCCCGCAUAUUCUAUAACUAAUGAGGAACGUCGUAAGGAAACUAAUAAUCUUCUAGCUUUAGGUAUGUUUGAGAGCGAUAAAUUUCAUGAGGCCAUAAGAGAACGAAAUUUAUUGUUCUUAGAGUUCAAUAAAUUGUUUAAACAUUUUCGGAGUUGUGCUAUCAACAGUGCUGUGCCAGAGUUCGAAGAAGUACUAAGAUUGAUUUUUGCAGAAGAUAAGGGUCCUUAUUUACCCAGAGAGCUGGAAGAAUUUCAAAUAAAGCAAUAAAUAUUACUCCACAAAAGAAGAUUAUAAGAAAAAUCCUUCUGUGUUCAUGUCACAAAAUUUAAAAUAUGUAUGUAUAUAUAUUUUUUA
Teleopsis dalmanni is the source of this 1818-nucleotide messenger RNA. RefSeq lists its product as uncharacterized. Bases 280 to 1731 code for a protein of 483 amino acids. Gene Ontology annotation, cellular component: cytoplasmic microtubule; spindle midzone; microtubule organizing center. Gene Ontology annotation, molecular function: microtubule plus-end binding. The record is from RefSeq and is a predicted model, not a curated record. The transcript has 2 exons. Gene Ontology annotation, biological process: protein localization to microtubule plus-end; spindle assembly; regulation of microtubule polymerization or depolymerization. Lineage: Eukaryota; Metazoa; Arthropoda; Insecta; Diptera; Diopsidae.